Messenger RNA from Macrobrachium nipponense, 757 nucleotides. Its product is annotated as transient receptor potential cation channel trpm-like. The record is from RefSeq and is a predicted model, not a curated record. Gene Ontology annotation, biological process: monoatomic cation transmembrane transport; metal ion transport. Gene Ontology annotation, molecular function: monoatomic cation channel activity. The coding region runs from base 1 to 519 and encodes 172 amino acids. The transcript is spliced from 5 exons. Gene Ontology annotation, cellular component: plasma membrane. NCBI's taxonomy places the organism in Eukaryota, Metazoa, Arthropoda, Malacostraca, Decapoda, Palaemonidae.
AUGUCAACACGAGCCCUUUUGUCCACACCCUUGCGCCAAAUACUACUUGCAGAUUUGUGGCUAGGUGGUUUGCGCACAAGAAAAAAAAAUACUAAUAUCAAAGUAAUGUUAAGCCUGCUAUUCCCACCGUUGAUUCUUGUUUUGGGAUUCCGAAGCCGGGAGGAACUCAAAACUAUGCCUCAGACGCGUGAAGAGCACCUGUAUGAUGACCAGGGUAGAUCAUCUGACUCAGAAAGUGAUACUGAUUCAGAUGAUGAUAACAUGGACAUGAGAAAUGAACAUGAUCCAGAGGCACAACUGGUCAACUCAGUGUCGCAUCUUUCCCACCCCGUCACCCCAACCCUCCAAACAGAGGCACCUUUAUGUAAUAGCAAUAAUGCUGUACCUCAUUCAAGCACAAUAACUGCACCUUCUCGCCCGACCGAACCUGCUGAAAUCAGGAGUACUAACCCAACAGUAGUCAUCCAGAAUGGAACUUCAGUAACCCCAUAUCCAGUCAAUGAUUCUGUUGUGUCAUAAUGACUUACACUCAAAGCAACUAACAGCAAGAAUCAAAUUUUAUGAAUUUUAUAAUGCUCCAAUAUCAAAGUUUUGGGCCCAUUCAAUUGCGUAUACGUUCUUCCUUUGCCUUUUUACUUAUUUGGUCUUAGUUAACAUUACCAAAGAAGCCACAGUGGAUUGAGUGGUAUGUCAUUGCUUACAUAACUACACUUCUUUUUGAAAAAGUACGAGAAAUACUCUCUACAGAACCUGUUGA